UGUAUAUAAUUUAUAUCGAUAUGUCGAUCCUCUUCUCGAUUUUUCUAUUAUUCACCAUCAUCACUACCUUCCUCGCAGCUCUAAGAACAUCGGCCAUUUCACCAGUUCUUCAUCCAGAUGAAUUAAAAGCGCUUGGAGAGAUAGCUUCCACACUAGGUAUCACGAGACUUAACCUACACUAUGGAGACCCUUGCGCUUUAGGAGGACUAAAGAUGGAUGUUGCUCCGAUUCUAGGGAGUGAGAAUACCAUUGUUUGUGAUUGUAACAUCAACAAUAGCACCUCAUGCCAUAUUACGAACAUAAUUCUCAAGACCCUCAGUCUUCCAGGAAAACUUCCACCGGAGUUGGUCAAACUUCCCUAUCUCCGAUCGAUCGACUUGUGCCGAAACUACCUCUCUGGCUCUAUCCCAAUGGAGUGGGCUUCAAUGCCACACCUCACUUUCAUCUCGCUCUGCGCCAAUCGUUUGUCUGGGAAUUUACCAAGUGGGUUACAAAACUUCAAGAAUCUGACAUUUCUAGGACUCGAAGCCAACCAGUUCUCUGGUCCAAUUCCUGAUGAGAUUGGUAACUUGAUCAACCUAGAAAAACUGCAUCUUGCUUCCAAUCAAUUUACAGGAAGUCUUCCUAGCACUCUUGCUAAGCUGGUUAACCUUCAGGAUUUUAGGGUAAGUGACAAUAACUUUGAUGGCAUCAUUCCAGGGUAUAUUGGCAACUGGUCUCGGCUUAGAAUUUUAUAUUUACAUGCAAGUGGACUGAAAGGACCUAUUCCUACUAAUAUCUUCCGCCUACAAAAUCUUACUGAUGUGAGAAUUAUUGAUAUGACCACUGAGAUAAACUCCUUUCCAUUUAUACCAAGCAAAGCCAUGGAAAUCUUGAUUUUGAGAAAUAUGAGUUUGUCUGGUCCAAUCCCUUCUUACAUCUGGAACAUGCCAGUCCUAAGGACUCUUGAUUUAUCGUUUAACCAGUUGACUGGGGAAGUUCAAUCUGCACUGAAGAAACCUCCCCAAUAUACCUAUUUGACUGGCAACAUGCUUUCCGGAAACGUUGGAUCUGAUGUUUUCCUCAACAGUAAAUCUUAUAUUGAUCUCUCUUAUAACAAUUUCUCAUACUCAUCUAGCUGCCAGGACAAGAGUAACAUAAACACAUACCGAAGCUCCUACUUGAAGAACAAUUUAACUGGACUUCUACCAUGUUCUGGUCCAAUAAAGUGCACGAGAUAUCAAAGCUCACUACAUAUAAAUUGUGGUGGAGAAAGUGAGAAUAUUCCAACCUCUCUAGGUAAAAUCACUUAUCAAGCUGAUAAUAGUGAAACCAAAGCUGCUACAAAUCAGCACUUUGAAAACUGGGGAGUUAGUAGCACUGGUUACUUGCCAAAUGAUAUAUACAUCAUUUCACCUAGUUUACCACUAUCCGGAGAUUCUCCUAUUUUUUAUAAGACCGCACGUCAAUCUGCUCUUUCUCUAUCGUAUUAUGCUUUUUGCUUGAAAAAUGGAGCGUACAAUGUGAAACUCCAUUUUAUGGAGAUUCAGUUUUCAAACAAAGAUCUAUCCAGUAGUCUCGGUAUACGCAUAUUCGAUAUUUAUGUUCAGGGAGAAUUGUUCGUGAAGGAUUUUAACAUCAAAGAGGAUGCUAAUGGGACUCUGAAGCCUGUCGUGAAAGAAGCCAACGCGAAUGUAACUAAUCAUAUGUUAGAGAUUCGGUUGUAUUGGGCGGGGAAAGGGACAACCCUCAUUCCCCAAAGAGGAAACUAUGGUCCUCUUAUCUCUGCUAUCUCCUUAUGUCACAGUCUCGAGCCACAAUGUGGAGCGGAGAAAACAGAACAUCAUACUAAGUAUCCCUUAAUUGUUGGGGUCACUAUUGCUUCAGUAACAGUUGUUCUCUCAGCUAUGGGAAUAUAUGCAUGGAAGAGAAGCAGAGGAGACAAGAACAUAAUAGAACGAGAACUGAGAGCGCAAGGUCUGCAAACGCUUUGCUUUACUUGGAGGCAACUGCAAGCUGCAACAAACAAUUUUGAUGAAGCCAACAAACUUGGAGAAGGAGGUUUCGGAUCUGUAUUCAAAGGAGAGCUAUCAGAUGGAACUAUCAUAGCAGUCAAGCAGCUUUCUUCCAAGUCAUGCCAAGGAAACCGUGAAUUUGUCAAUGAGAUAGGCAUGAUCUCAGGGUUGAAUCAUCCAAACCUUGUCAAGCUUUAUGGUUGCUGUGUCGAGAAAGAUCACUUGCUGCUCGUGUAUGAAUACAUGAAAAAUAACUCCCUUGCUCAUCCGCUGUUCGAAAAGGGUUCCUUAAAACUGGAAUGGGCAGCAAGACAACAAAUCUGUCUUGGAAUCGCAAGAGGGCUUGCAUUCCUCCAUGAAGGAUCGGCGAUGAGGAUGGUUCAUCGUGACAUAAAAACAACGAAUGUGCUUCUAGACGCUGGCCUUAAUGCAAAGAUAUCUGACUUUGGAUUGGCUAGGCUCCAUGAAGCAGAACACAGUCACAUUAGCACCAAAAUUGCAGGAACCAUUGGUUAUAUGGCUCCAGAAUAUGCAUUAUGGGGUCAACUAACAGAGAAAGCAGACGUUUACAGCUUCGGGGUUGUGGCAAUGGAAAUUGUUAGUGGGAAGAGUAAUACAAAACAGCAGGGAAACGUCCCGCUUAUCAAUUGGGCGCUGACGCUGCAACAGACAGGGGACAUAAUGGAAAUCGUAGAUGCAAUGCUCAAAGGUGAAUUCAACAACAAUGAAGCAGCAAGGAUGAUCAAAGUUGCUCUAGUUUGCAUAAACUCAUCUCCUUCCUUAAGGCCAACAAUGUCAGAGGUUGUGCAAAUGCUAGAGGGAGAGAUGGAGAUACCCCAGGUUAUGUCAGGACCUGGUUUAUAUGGACCAAACUGGAGCAUCUCAAAGUUGAAGGAGAUUGAUACAGAUGGUAGCUCGAGCAAGUUUGGUGUGACCGAUCAUCAAACGACAACAACAGUGAAAUCCUCUGCUUCUGGUUCUGAUCUCUACCCAUUAUACCCAGAAUCCAUGAUCUUAAACUCCACAAUAGAGUUCUCUUCCUCGUCAUUGUAAUAUCAAAAGCUAUGCACAUUGCCUUGCCCCUAAUUGGAGAAAAAAGGUUUGUGAAGUUAUUUUAAUAGUUAUAUCAUUACAGUUGUUUGAAACCUUACUAUUAUAUAUCCAAAAACACAUUUAUAUGAAUGUUUAUCAAAC
Messenger RNA from Capsella rubella, 3188 nucleotides. Its product is annotated as probable LRR receptor-like serine/threonine-protein kinase At1g29720. The transcript has 25 exons. NCBI's taxonomy places the organism in Eukaryota, Viridiplantae, Streptophyta, Magnoliopsida, Brassicales, Brassicaceae. The record is from RefSeq and is a predicted model, not a curated record. Gene Ontology annotation, molecular function: protein binding; protein kinase activity; ATP binding. Gene Ontology annotation, biological process: protein phosphorylation. Bases 21 to 3047 code for a protein of 1008 amino acids.